Molecule: messenger RNA, 5505 nt
Organism: Synchiropus splendidus (mandarinfish)
Lineage: Eukaryota; Metazoa; Chordata; Actinopteri; Syngnathiformes; Callionymidae
Gene: adamts12
Product: ADAM metallopeptidase with thrombospondin type 1 motif, 12
Exons: 24
Coding region: 73-4557 (1494 amino acids)
Biological process (GO): extracellular matrix organization; proteolysis
Cellular component (GO): extracellular matrix
Molecular function (GO): metalloendopeptidase activity
Source: RefSeq, a predicted model, not a curated record
ACAGCGCGGCGCUGCAUCCAAGCGGUCCCCUCUGGAUCUCCGAGUGUUUCUCUCAAAUCUGAGUGUGGUCACAUGAACAAUGCGAUGGGCCCGGUUCUAGUGCUGCUUCACUUUGUUUCCAUCCUGGCUGUCGAGCAUGAAGCGCUGCCCCGCUUCUCCAGACUGCUCCUCGAGCAACAAGGUCGGCCCCAUCAGUCUGUAGUCCACCCGGUGAAAAUCAACGGCCAUGGAGAGUUUGUGUCCAAAUCUCUGGCUCACCACUUCAGGGGUGGAAGACACCGACGUGCCCUGCGCCCUCAUGGCUCAGAGGAACGGGUUUACUAUGAGGUUAACUACCAAGGUCGUGCCUUAACUUUCAACUUAACUGCAAACAAUCAACUGGUUUCAAAUGACUACAUCGUGGAAAGACGGAACGGUGGCGCCAACACCACUGAGCAUCGCUCAUUUGAGGGCAACUCCUGCCAUCUCCACGGCUCAGUGUCGGCUGCUGGAGUGAGAGGAACUGCUGCCAUCAGCACUUGUAACGGCCUGAGAGGCUUCUUCUCACUCCCUGAGGGUCACUACUUUAUUGAGCCGCUCCAGAAAUCUCCUGAAGACCCUGAAGGGACAGCAGAGCCGCACAUCAUCUUUCCCAGAGUUCACACUGGAUCUCAGAGGAGAAAACGCAGCCCUGACGCCGGCGACUCCGUCAGCCCCUGUGGAGUGCAAGAUGACGACUCGGUCCGGUUGGAGAAGGAGCGAGAGGAGUGGGAGAGGAAGGAAGGUGAGAGGUCACGUCCUCGAACUCAGCGCUCGGUCAGCAGGGAGCGGUGGGUGGAGACGAUGGUGGUGGCCGACUCUAAACUGAUAGAAUAUCAUGGCAUUGACAACGUGGAGUCUUACAUCUUCACCCUCAUGAACAUGGUGGCUGGGAUCUUCCACGAUGCCAGUAUUGGAAACGCUAUCCACGUCAUUCUGGUGCGUCUGAUUCUGCUGCAGGGAGAAGAAAAAGGCUUGAAGAUCGUGCACCAUGCAGACACCACUCUGGCCAGUUUCUGUGCUUGGCAGAAGAACUUGAACCCUCAGAGUGACACUCAUCCAGCCCACCAUGACGUGGCUGUGCUGGUCACCAGGAAGGACAUCUGCGCUGGCAUGAAUGCUCCGUGCGAGACUCUGGGACUCGCUCAUCUGUCAGGGAUGUGCCAACCUCACCGCAGCUGCAACAUCAACGAGGAUUCAGGACUACCUGUCGCCUUCACCAUCGCACACGAGAUGGGCCACAGCUUUGGAAUCCAUCACGAUGGCCAGGGGAACGACUGCGAGCUGGAGGGGAGGCAUCCGUUCAUCAUGUCCAGACAGCUGAUGUACGACAGCUCGCCUCUCACGUGGUCAACCUGUUCCAAGGACUACAUCACCCGCUUCCUGGAUCGCGGUUGGGGUUUCUGUCUGGACGACCGUCCUUCUAAAAGAGACCUGACCACCCCGCUGGCUCGCCUGGGUGUUCGCUACACAACCCACCAUCAGUGCCAGCUCCAGUACGGUCCAAAUGCCACUUUCUGCCCGGAGGUCGAUAAUGUGUGUCAGAUUCUGUGGUGCUCAGUCAAUGGAUCUUGUCGCUCGAAACUAGACUCGCCUAUCGACGGCACCCGCUGUGGACCAGAGAAGUGGUGCAUCUCUGGUGAGUGUGUGAUUGUGGGCAAACUCCCAGAGACGGUGAAUGGAGGCUGGGGACCCUGGAGCACCUGGUCAUUUUGCUCCCGGACCUGUGGCACCGGUGUGCAGUCGGCAGACAGAGAAUGUAACAACCCCAAACCUGAAUUUGGGGGAAAAUACUGCACUGGAGAGAGGAAGCGUUAUCGCACCUGCAACACGAAACCGUGCGUGAAGGAGAUGCCGACCUUCAGGGAGAUGCAAUGCAGCGAGUUUGACACGGUGCCAUACCAAAACAUGCUGUACACGUGGGUCCCAGUUUCCAACCCUUUGAGUCCCUGUGAGCUGCACUGUCGUCCCAUCAACGAGUAUUUCUCAGAGAAGAUGCUGGAGACGGUGACGGAUGGGACUCCAUGCUUCAUGAACAACAAUUCAAGAAAUGUCUGUGUCAACGGAGUGUGUAAGGAAGUGGGCUGCGACUGGGGCAUCGACUCUAACGCAGUGGACGACCGAUGUGGCGUUUGUUUGGGGGACGGGAACAGCUGUGAGAUUGUGCACAAGUCAUAUGACCAAGAAGACGGCUUCGGGUACAUGGAUGUGGGAGUGAUACCUGAGGGAGCGCGGGACAUCCUGGUGGUAGAAUCAGAAGAGGCAGGGAACUUCCUGGCCCUGAGGAGCCAGACGUCCGAGGACUACUUCCUCAACGGGAACUUCAUCAUCCAGUGGAACGGCGAGUACGAAGCUGGGGGGACCACAUUCUACUACGAACGCAGUGGCAACCUGGAGAACCUCACCGCGCAUGGACCCACCAAGGAGCCAAUCCUGCUGCAGUUGCUGUUUCAGGAGCGAAAUCCUGGUUUGAAAUAUGAGUACUCAAUAAAGAAGACCAAAGUAACUGGAAAUGAGAUCCUAGAACGCAUCUACAGGUGGAGACUUGGAGCGUGGACGGACUGCAGCACCACUUGUGGCAUGGGUGAGCAGCACCAGCCUGCACGCUGUUUUGAGGUGGAUGUGGGUGUAGUGGACGAGUCUCUGUGCGACCCUGAGAGCCGUCCUCCAGACAGGCACAGGAGGUGCAAGAAUAUGGAUUGCCCCGCCAGGUGGUGGGUUGGAGGAUGGCAGCAGUGCUCAGCCACCUGUGGAACAGAUGGAAUACGAAAGCGAACAGUCCUGUGCGUCCGCACAGUCUCAGGGGAAGAGCGGGUUCUGCAUCCAAUGGAGUGCAAGCACCUGCUGAAGCCCAAACCUGUGGUGCCGUGUGGCAGAGACGUUGUGUGUGGGCAAGACUGGGCUGUCGGCCCCUGGGGAGAGUGUCCAGUGACGUGUGGAGGCAGCGUUCGAUCAAGAAUAGUGACGUGUGUAAAGAAAUCAUGUGACCCAACCACUAAGCCGCGCUCCAGGUCCCUGUGUGCCCUGCAGAGCUGCCCCAACUCAAGUCUGCGUAGACGCCCGGGGCCUGUUCCCAAACACCGCCGCUUCUUCCCACCAAAGAGGAGUCCCACUAAAGUUCCCAUCCUGACCACCACCGCUGCCUCCAACUACACAACUGUAUUCAGGUCAACAGCUGCGCCUGAUUUCAUCGAUGACUUUAGUGUCGUUGUGCAGCGGAAUAAUUCACCCAAAAAAGACAAAGAGGCUGAUGAUAUGAAGGGGGAAGAGGACAGCGAGGAGGGGAGCACCCCAGACAUUGAGAUGACGGUCACAGGUGACGAGGACAAAGCAAAAGAUGAGAUUAUCGACCUGGAUGCAGCAACAACAACCAGUGACAACAUCAACUCAACAACUCGUUCUUCUACAGUGGCCACGCCUACUUUACAAAACACUCCCACACGCACCACCUUUGCCCCACGCACCAAGACCACCCACCGACAGCCCAUUACCACUCCUCGGACCACCUCCUUUGCUCAGCAGACUCCUCACGUCACCACCAGGGCUGCAACAACAGCACGCAGUCCCUUCACCACCGUGUGGCCACAGACGACAGUGAAGGUCAUCAAGUUGAAGAAGCCAGCCAAGAAAAACCCGCCAGCGAAGAAGCCCAAAGUGAACCACUCCAAGAACCAGAACCAGUCGGUUGACGUCUCCAUCGGCAGCUCGGCCAGUGAGCAAGGAGACUUGAAGGACAGGGAGCCCACCAGGACAGUGGACGUAUUCUGGGAUGUGGGAAACUGGAGUGAGUGUUCGACCACUUGUGGUAUUGGGGCGAUGUGGCGAUCUGUUACCUGCAGCUCCCAAAACUCUGAGGACUGUGCCAGCAUGAAGAAGCCAGACCCGGCCCGGACAUGUCUCCUGCAGCCGUGUGCAACCUGGCAGGCUGGCAGCUGGAGCAAAUGUCCAGAUGACUGUGCGGAGAUGGGGCGGCGGCACCGGGAGGUCCUGUGUGUUGACACCCAAAGUAAACGUCCACUGCGACCUUUCCACUGUCAGACCAUGUCCAGCAGACCCCUGAGCACCCUGACCUGCCCUCACAGGGCCUGCAUGGCCUGGAGUUCAUCACCGUGGGGUCCGUGCUCAGGGAGCUGUGGAGACGGAGUAAGAGAGCGGCUGGUGUACUGUCCCGAGCCUCAACGCUGUAGCAGCACACUGAAGCCCAACAGCACCCAGACCUGCAGCCUGCAGCCCUGCACCUGUUGGAGGAGCGAGGAAUGGCAGCAGUGCUCGCUGAGCUGUGGAGGGGGUCGGCAGCAGCGGGAGGUCAACUGUGUGACCGAGCUGGAGUCAGCUGUGAUGCCAAACAACCUCUGUGAGAAGAUGUCCAAGCCUGAAACUGUCCAGAAGUGUAAUACACAAGAAUGUCCCACUAACACAGCCUCUCCAGCCUGCAAGAAAAACACCAUGUCAUCCCGCUUCUGUGACAAACUCAAACUUCUGGGUCGCUGCUCCUUCAGGUCGGUCCAGAAACAGUGUUGUGUCACCUGCAGAUCUUAGCCUCCUCGUCCUGCACUUGCAUCUCUCACGAACUGGACUGUUGGAGUGAUGAACAACAAACGUCGUGACAAAUACAAAUCUCUUCCUUCAGCUGCCUGGUCUCAUGAACAUAAGCCAUCUCAAAGGAUUUAUAGAUUUCUUCUUUUGCCUUCAACAAGGACGUAUGCCUAGAUAGAAGGUCCUGGCUCCAGUCUUUCCUCACAUUUAUAUGGAACAGUCGAGGUUCCUCAGGGACACCCAAGCAUCACCUUACCGCUUCAGUCCGACCAAAAGACCAGGCAGAGACAGUAAUACUUGGUGCUCCAACACUGGUGUCCCUGCCACAGUUGAGGUCCACCAGUGUACUUUAAAAUCCACCUCCUCACUCUCGCCACGGCUCAGACUGUGAGACACUGUUGCAAAUUAUAUAGCUAAUAAUUGACUCUCACCUUAGAAGGUUUGGUUAGAAGUUCAGGUCCAGACAAAGUAUCGAUUUAGCCAUGUUUAUCAACAAUCAGCCUGUGGCAGUUCAGCUUGACUGAAUAAUUCUAGUUUUCAUGUUCAAAUCUAUGUUGAUGGUGAAGUUGCUGCACUCCACAUUUCAUUGUCUAAGAACCCGCUGUAUCCGGUGAAGGUGCUAACGGCAAGCAGCUUUUUGUGUUGUGUUUACCGGCGUUCAGAAUGUAAAUAAAGUCUGACCUCUUUUUAAAUGUGUCAAUAAUGGUAAAUAAAACUCUUGUGCAAAUCUUGGCUUCAUCUCAAAGCUGGUACUGUGUGUUUGCAUAGAAAUAGACACAAACUGAAACACACAAUACUGCGGAACAGUAUUGCGGUGGACCGGGCCGAGUGCAGGACUAAGUUCUGAGACAGAGGAGUUGCGGGUCAUCCCUCUCAGGUCUGCUGCUGGCUUUGUAACAACUGUCUGGCUUUGUGAUUACGCUGCUCUGUAGCUGUGACCGGAAAUAAAAU